Molecule: messenger RNA, 300 nt
Organism: Cylicostephanus goldi
Lineage: Eukaryota; Metazoa; Nematoda; Chromadorea; Rhabditida; Strongylidae
Source: the annotation of a GenBank genome assembly
AUGUGGAAACGAGACACACAUCUUUGUGUUCUAUCAGCCUAUGAUCGUACCCAGAAAGCUGACAGAUUUCGGAUAGCUGUGAAAAAUGACAUAGACAUGUACGAGAACAUUUGUACUGCGGAAAAGAACGCAGAAACGAUAUCAUUUCGUUCCGAUUGGGACCUGAUUCGUACGACAAUUGCAGUGGCCGAAAAGUGGGUUACAACUCCAAGACCAAGAAUAAGAAAAAAGCCAAAGCCGACUAUGGAAGAUGCACCGUUGCGUAGGAUACGAGAACAACCAGUAACUCAGUCCAAGUAA